AUGGCACCGGUGAAGAUCCGAUUGCCGCAUCCAUACCUUACAACCUAUCACUUGGUACCCUCUGACAAGUCGUAUGGGGAUAAUCAGCUGCUUCAGCUGCACAAAGUACAAGAAGACGAAGCACAACCUUUCCCUCAGAACCUACAUAAUGAUGGUCUAUAUCUCGGGAAUCCAGUACCAAUAAGUCGCGAGAAAUUGCCCGCUGAUUCCAACAACAUGGCCUGGGCACGGGCGCGGCGCAGUCCAUCGUAUCAUUGCAGCUGGGAGGGAAGCUCAAUUCCAACGGUCGGACAAAUCUGGUUGUAUCUCUACACGGUAUUCACCUUGCAUGAAGAGAUAGAAACUUUCCGUCUUCAGCUCCAAGGUAACAAUGCUGAAGCUCUGGCGCAUUCUCUUAAGCUCUCAAUGGUUGCUAGCGACCACCCGCAGCCCGUUAGCGAUUCUAUACAGUGGGAAGUCAUCCCUAAUGAGCUACUCGUCUUCCGCAGUGCCUUCUGGCAGGGAUGUGCAUCUCCUUUAGGGUUUCAACCUAUCUGGCUUCCUAGCUGGAACUUAGCUGCAUCAGUCCCACACCUUGACUAUACUGUUACCUCCACUGAAACAUCACACCGUCGACACCCUCGCCGUCAUCCCAAACCGACUCCUGGCUCCGUCGUCUACAGCCGCUACAUACCUUUCUUGGAUGAACACUUUUCGCUUGUUGCAUUGGACUACCAAAACCCCGAGCACCUGAACCUCUUCCACACUUGGCAAAAUGACCCUCGUGUUGCCAAAGGGUGGAAGGAAACAGGUACCUUGGAUGAGCACCGCGAUUACCUGCGCCGACAGUAUGAAGAUCCGCAUACCUUGACAGUGCUGGGUCGCUUCAAUGAUACUUUCUUUUCCUACUAUGAAAUAUUUUGGGCGAAGGAAGAUAAUAUCGGCGCACACUACGCAUCUAAGGACUUUGAUCGCGGGCGCCAUACUCUUGUCGGCAACGAUGCAUUCCGAGGGCCUCAUCGUGUAAUGGCAUGGUGGCCUAGCAUGAUUCAUUAUGUUUUCCUUGAUGACCAUCGCACGGAAAAUGUCAUCGGAGAGCCAAUGGCCAACAACGACAAGGUUCUCGUUUACGAUUACACUUUCGGCCUUCAUCAAGAUCAGAUAAUUGAUUUGCCCCACAAACGGGCCAGCCUUGUGAAGUGUACAAGGGAGCGAUUCUUCCAGAUUUGUCCGUUCAACCAAGGAAGCGCUCACAUUGCAGGCACUGGAUUGGCUUUUAAAUCUCGGAUAUAG
Messenger RNA from Penicillium angulare, 1272 nucleotides. Its product is annotated as GNAT family N-acetyltransferase. The transcript has a single exon. Gene Ontology annotation, biological process: siderophore biosynthetic process. The record is from RefSeq and is a predicted model, not a curated record. The coding region runs from base 1 to 1272 and encodes 423 amino acids. Lineage: Eukaryota; Fungi; Ascomycota; Eurotiomycetes; Eurotiales; Aspergillaceae.